UCAUUAAUAAACCAAGCCCAUGCUCUCUCAACUACCAUAACUAAUAAACCAACUGGCCAUCUCUCUUGUCUGCCUCCCCCAAUACCAAAGCAAAGCCAAACCAGAAGAAGUGAAAAAAACCCACUCUCCCAAACCCUCCGUAAGCAAAACAAAACAAAGCAACUUCAUUUGUUUGAUUGUUUGUUGCUCUCAUGCUAUUUUCUACGUUGAGCUUUUGAAGAGCACAAAAGAAAAUCUCAUCUUUCAACUUCUAUUCAAAUGUGGCGACCGUGGGGCAACAAGAAAAUGCCAUUGCGGAUUCAUGAUACUUCAUCUCCUUUCUCCUGCUCUUCUUUCAAAGAUAUCCAACACCUUUGCACACAGGAUUCUUCCGCCUCCUCCAAAAGAAACGCCAAUGUCUUCUACCGCGUGCGAAUCGCCAACUCCCUCCUCCGUUCAUGGGGCCCCGCCCGCACCGGGAAAAUCACGGAUUCGGUUUCGGAUCCUUCCAUUUCCAUCCGGGCGCCGAGAAGCGGGUUGUGGUCUAUUUCACAAGCCUUCAGGUGGUUCGGUCGACAUUCGAGGAUUGCAAGACCGUGCGGUCGAUCCUCCAUGGAUUCCGAGUCUCGAUCGACGAGAGGGACCUGUCGAUGGACUCCAGGUUCUUAAACGAAUUGCGUGGGAUCCUGGGUCAAAGCAACUUGACUUUGCCGCGGGUUUUCAUUGGCGGCAGAUACAUGGGAGGGGCAGAGGAGAUCAAACAGCUCCACGAGAUCGGCGAGCUCAAGAAGAUCGUCGAAAGACUGCCCGCAGCUGAACCUGGCACUUGUGUCGUCUGCGGCGGUUACAGAUUCCUCUUGUGCAACGAAUGUAACGGUAGCCGUAAAUUGUACACUCAAAAAUCUGGGUUCAAGACUUGUACGGCCUGUAAUGAAAAUGGCCUAAUCAGGUGCCCUUCUUGCUCUUGUAAUUUUUUUUUUUUUUUGUUGUUAACAUAAAAGCAAAAAUUUUGGGUUAGUUAAUGUAGUUAUUAUUAUUAUUUGUCCAAAGUCCAAACAAUGAAUUCAUUGCUUAAGAUUGUAAGAGCAGAGAGCUGACCUUUUUUUCCUCUAAAAAGGAAGGAACAUAAGAAUAGUAGGAUUGUAAUUGUAUUUACAGUUAAUGAGUAGAGUUUCUUAUGAUGAUGAACAUGUAAAUGGUUGAGGUAA
Messenger RNA from Gossypium raimondii (Peruvian cotton), 1187 nucleotides. RefSeq lists its product as uncharacterized. The transcript has a single exon. The record is from RefSeq and is a predicted model, not a curated record. Lineage: Eukaryota; Viridiplantae; Streptophyta; Magnoliopsida; Malvales; Malvaceae. The coding region runs from base 438 to 977 and encodes 179 amino acids.